Messenger RNA from Mycena indigotica, 1842 nucleotides. RefSeq lists its product as uncharacterized. Lineage: Eukaryota; Fungi; Basidiomycota; Agaricomycetes; Agaricales; Mycenaceae. The record is from RefSeq and is a predicted model, not a curated record. The coding region runs from base 1 to 1842 and encodes 613 amino acids. The transcript has 9 exons. Gene Ontology annotation, molecular function: monooxygenase activity; heme binding; iron ion binding.
AUGUACAUUUUAUAUAGCAUGAGCGGCUCGCCUCCUGGACCACAUAAUCAAGUCCUCGACCAAAUGUCCAUCUUACCUCCCGGGGUCGGUUUUCUUGCUCGAAAACUACUCAUUCCUUCCUUAGUCAUUCUCUUGUUCAACGGUGUCGCAACACAUCCCAGUUAUGGCUUUGGUCUCCCGUUCUGGUUGGCUUUCCUGAUAGCGGUCUCUAUCACAAUAGUGGUCAUUGUUGUCAACUUGCUGCUUGUCCGGGUUCGCGAUUCCUGGGAAGCCCACGCGCAUGGGGCCCAGCUGGCUCCCAACGUCACAGGGCUUAAGCUGGGCAAUUCCGAUAUCCUCCGCAAGCUCAUCGCUGCUUCUGAAAACGGCUAUAUCGGUGAAGCUUUCUCAGAACUUAUGGGCUCACUUGGGCCCGUAUUCAAUCUUCGUAUAUUCUGGUCGGACAAACUCUUUACAACUGUUCCCGAGCACAUCCAAAUCAUCUUGGCUACUGAUUUCAGGAACUAUGUAAAAGGUCCUCAAUUCAUCUCCACCAUGGAUUCUGUUCUUGGUAGUGGUGUUUUUAAUUCUGAUGGGGAGAUGUGGUCUUUUCAUCGCUCUAUGACACGCCCAUACUUUUCUCGGGAUCGCAUUCAACAUUUCGAACUUUUUGACGCCCAUACAGACCGCGUUAUUACUCUCAUAAAGAGACGCAUGGUUGAGGGCCAUGCCAUCGAUUUUCAGGAUCUCAUCAGCCGAUUGACCAUGGACUCGGCGACCGCAUUCUUAUUCGGUUCAUCUGUUGACAGCCUUGCUUGCACUCCUCCAUAUCCACACAAUGCGAGCCCACCCUUUCCACUUGUUAUGGAUUCUGCUCGCGCGCGAGACGCUAAUGCUUUCACCGCCGCAUACAAUGAGGCGAUGCACCAAAUCGCCGUCAGACAGCGCAUCGGUCCCAGUUGGCCGUUGUUUGAAAUGUUCAAAGACAAGACAGUGCAGCCGAUGAAGCAGGUUGCGCGAUAUAUCGACCCGCUUAUCCAAGCUGCUAUCGAGAGGAAGAACAAAACACGAAAAACCAAGUGUCAUCCUGACGACACCUGCUUACUUGACGAUCUGCUUGACUCGACACAAGACCACAAAGUGCUCAAAGAUGAGAUCCUUAAUGUUCUUAUAGCGGGUCGAGACACGACCAUGAGCGUUCUUACGAACGUAGUCUACUUUUUAUCCCUCCACCCCGAAGUCAUGCACCGUCUUCGCGAGGAGAUUUUGACCUUCGUUGGUCCUUCAAAUCGGCCGACUUACGAUGUCAUCAAACAACUGAAAUACUUGCGAGCGGUGAUCAAUGAAACCAUGCGACUCUUCCCUCCUGUACCUCAUAAUAUUAGGCAAACCGUCAACUCCACUGUUUGGCCUGCGACGCAAUCCGACGAAAAGCCGUUAUACAUCCCAGCGGGCACGACAAUCCUUUACUCGGUCCUCCUGAUGCAACGGCGACCCGACCUAUGGGGGCCUGAUGCCGACCUAUUUGACCCAGACCGAUUCCUUGACCACCGGGCCAAGCAAUACCUCUCUCAUCCCUUCAGAUUCCUUCCUUUCAAUGCUGGCCCCCGGAUCUGUCUCGGCCAGCAAUUUGCGUAUAAUGAGAUGUCCUUUGUCAUCAUCCGCCUUCUGCAGAAUUUCUCCUCGAUGCACCUCGAUGUCAAUGCCUGCGCACCAGAAGACCGACCACCUAGCGACUGGCAGGGCUGUCCAGGUCGCAAGGGCAUCGAGCAAUUUGUGCCAAGGUCCCAUCUUACCCUCUACAGUAAAGGUGGAUUGUGGGUCCGAAUGGAGCCCACUGACGGGUGCAACUUGCAAUUGUGA